This is a messenger RNA of Schistocerca cancellata (South American locust), 915 nucleotides long. Its product is annotated as myrosinase 1-like. Gene Ontology annotation, biological process: carbohydrate metabolic process. The record is from RefSeq and is a predicted model, not a curated record. The transcript is spliced from 7 exons. Gene Ontology annotation, molecular function: beta-glucosidase activity. Lineage: Eukaryota; Metazoa; Arthropoda; Insecta; Orthoptera; Acrididae. Bases 1 to 915 code for a protein of 304 amino acids.
AUGUUGGAAAAUACUACAAGUGAUAUUGGAAAUCCUGUGGCAUCUGAAGGGCAAAUAUUGUACGGAGAUGAAUUACUUAUAGGAUGUUUCAAAAUGAUACUUAAAUACUUCGAGGUUUUUAAAGGUAUGCAUCGAGACAAGGGAGAGAGCAUCCAGGUCAACUUCUUCCACAACCAUCCGCUACUCAUUCUAGAAGACAACGGGGACAUUGCCUGCGAUUCUUACCGUAAGUACAAGGAAGAUGUGCAGAUGCUGAAGGCGCUCAGCGUGAAAUGGUGGAUCACCUUCAACGAGCCCAAUCAGUUCGCGAAUGGUUACGUCGUGCCGUGGACCGCACCAGGUCUGCGAGCUCCGGGCAUUGGCGACUACCUGGCCGCACACACCGUCAUCAAAGCUCACGCCCGAAUGGGAAUGUUCGGUCAUCCUAUCUACAGUCAGGAUGGGGACUACCCUGCUGUGGUGCGACAGCUAGUGGAUGCCAACAGUGAGGCUGAGGGACGACCCCGAUCAAGGUUACCAACCUUAACACAGGAAGAGAUCGAGUACAUUGGGGGUACGGCAGACUUCUUUGGGAUGAAUCACUACAACACUACUUUCGUGACGCCAGGCCUCAGAGGCCACAACCCUUCCAAAAAGCGGAACACCGCCGUAAUUACGUCGGCUCCUGAGCAUCAUGCUUGGGGACUUCGGAAUCAACUUAACUGGGUUGCCACUCAAUAUCCAGGAUAUCCGAUAAUCAUAACAGAGAACGGUCACUUGAAUCUCGGAGGACGCAACGACACUGACCGCAUCGAGUACUAUACUGAAUACCUCGGAGCAGUCUUAGAGGCGAUAUACACCAAUAGUGUUCCGGUUAUCGGAUAUACGGCGUGGAGUCUCAUGGACACCCUGGAAUGGAACAAUGGAUUCACGUGA